AUGAGGAACGAUAAAUCCCUGAAACGUGGAGAAUCUGACUAUUGCAUGGCCGGUGAUAUUUCUGUAUACAAAUGGAAGGAUCGAGGUACCAAACCAGUCCUACUUGCUAGCAAUUUUCACGAUCCAAGGGAAGAAACAACUGUUCUUAGAACGAAUGCCCAAGGGAAUCGCGAGGAAGUUAUUUGUCCAAGUGCGGUAUCAGAUUAUAAUAAAUAUAUGCUGGGUGUGGACAAGUUUGAUCAGCUCAUGUCUCCAUAUAAUGUCUCUUGGAAAAGCAGGCGAUGGUGGAUGAAACUUUUAACUUUGUUUUUGAUGCCUCAGUUGUAA
Messenger RNA from Acanthoscelides obtectus, 327 nucleotides. NCBI's taxonomy places the organism in Eukaryota, Metazoa, Arthropoda, Insecta, Coleoptera, Chrysomelidae. The record is from the annotation of a GenBank genome assembly.